AUGGGCUCUCAAAGCCAAAGAGAGAAACACACUACAGGUAUGCCAAAGGAAAAUGCAGAAGAAGAUACUUGGCAUCUCUCUGAAAGACAGAAUACUGAACACCUCGAUACACAAGAUGUCAACAACAACAGACAUAGCACAACAGGUUGCGAAGAUGAAAUGGAAAUGGGGCGCCCACGUGGUGAGGAUGCAGGACGACAGAUGGACGGCACAAGAUACCACAUCGGCAAGAGACUCCCAGGAAGACCGAGACGCAAAUGGUCGGACUUAUUCAGAAAACAAACAGGAAGACAGUGGACCUGCAUAGCCAGAAAUAGAAAGGAGUGGAAAGAACUAGAACUGCAAAUAAGUGAUCAAGUGUAA
Messenger RNA from Schistocerca nitens (vagrant locust), 363 nucleotides. RefSeq lists its product as uncharacterized. Bases 1 to 363 code for a protein of 120 amino acids. The transcript has a single exon. The record is from RefSeq and is a predicted model, not a curated record. Lineage: Eukaryota; Metazoa; Arthropoda; Insecta; Orthoptera; Acrididae.